GAUUUUAGGGUUUAGGGAUACACGGAGUUUGUUGCUAGUGAGUGACAACUAGGCUGGCAGGCUCUGCACAGCGCACCACCGAUCACAAUAUCUUGAUCAGUUUAUCAAAGCAGGCGCCGCCCCCGCUAUUUACAGGCAACUUGAAAAUGAGUGGUGAACAGGAGAAAACAAACAAAAAAGUGGAUUUGGUGCCAAAAACGAAAAGCAACUUCAAUGGUUUGGAACUAUUUUGGCUACAGAAAGGACGACAUUGACCAAACCCAGGUACUUUGCCGCCAGUGUCUUGUAGUUGUUGCCACAACACGAGGCAACACGACUAAUUUGUUCGAUCACUUAAAUCGGCACCACAAAGCUCAGAAUGACCAGUGCAAAGCGAGAAGUGAAGGCCGUCCAAAGCAACAAAGUAUUUCGGUUGCUUUUGCACCGUACGAGAAAGGUUCCAAACGGAAGAGAGAAAUUACCGAUGUGAUAACGUUGCGCCUCGCUAAAGACAUGGCUCCAAUCAAUACAGUAACCAAAGAGGGUUUCAAAAACAUGAUCCAGACGCUUGAUAAGCGAUAUAAAAUACCAUCACGCACCUAUUUUUCUCAAGUUGCCAUUCGAGAGCUCUACGACAAAUGCAAGGCACAAGUUGAAACCGAGCUGUCACGCGUGGAAUAUUAUGCAGCUACCACAGAUUUGUGUUCCAGCCGGACAACAGAGCCCUACAUUAGUCUGACCGUCCACUUUAUUAAUGAGGACUUCCAACUCAAAAGUCGCUGUUUGCAAACGGCAUUUUUCCCGGAGGAUCAUACAAGUGAGAACAUUGCAACGGGAAUGAGAGAAGCGGUGGCUGCUUGGGGACUAGAUGAGAGACGUCAAGUCUGUAUAACAACAGACAAUGCGGCGAACAUGGUAAAAGCUGCCGCCCUGAACAAGUGGACCAGGCUGCAGUGCUUUGGCCACAGAUUGCAUCUUGCAGUUGUAAAUGCAGUGAAAAAGGAUGGACGCGUUGACCGUGCUGCAGGUGUCUGCAAGAAGCUGGGGGGUCACUUCUCUCACAGCUGGAAGUCCAGAUGUGCUCUUGAAAAAGCCCAGAAGGAACUCAAUCUACCAUCACAUUCCCUUGUAUCAGAAUGCCAAACAAGAUGGGGUUCCAGGCAGAUGAUGAUCAGCAGGAUACUAGAGCAGCAGAAGGCUUUAACUCAGGUCCUCUAUGCGGACAAGAAGGCGCGGCAUCUAAUUCCAACCUGGCAAGAUAUAGAUGUCCUGGAAUCUGUCAGCAAGUCACUGGGCCCACUGCUGGAUUUCACAGAUGCACUUUCAAGGGAAGACUACGUUAGUGUCUCCUGUGUGAAGCCAGUUCUUCACCUCUUCAACACUUCAAUCCUGCUAAUGCAGAGGAAGAAGCUGAAGAACGAGAUGUUAGACUACAUUAACGUGAAAUGUGAAGAUGAAUCUACUCAGGAGCUGCUAGACAUGGCCUCUUGUUUCGACCCCCGGUUCAAGAUGGACUUCAUCAAUGCAGAUAACAAGGCCCAAGUCAAGGCCAGAGUGGCAUUAGAGAUGAUGGGAUGCCAGGAGACACCAAACUAUAGCACUGAAGUGGAGCCAAAAGAUGCUGACACAUCACAGGCAAAGAAAGCCAAGAAGUCCUUGGGAAGUUUCUUUAAACAAAGCGCAGCUGCAGUAAAGGGUGAUUCCUCUCUGACCCUUAAGGAUGCUGUGGAAGCAGAGUUAAACAACAACCUGCAUAGACAAAGAGGAAAAGAUCCACUUGCAUGGUGGAAAACUCACAGAGUUAGCUUUCCACGACUCGCCAAGCUUGCCCGCAAGUAUCUAUGCAUUCCUGCUACAAGCUCCCCCUUUUCAGAGGAUUUUCAGUGCAAGUGGCAACAUCGUCACUUGCCAACGCUCUUGUCUCAAGCCUGCAAUGGUGGACAGACUGGUAUUCUUGGCCAAAAACCUCUCAGCUUGCAUGAGUAAUGCAUACAGAUGCUUAAGAGAAAUUGAAAUGACCAUGUUUCACAAAAUUAUGCAACAGUUAACACUUGUUUAGCUGCUGUGAAAGCAGAUUUUCUUUGUUUGAACAAUGUGCCCAACACUUUUUCCUUUGUUGCUAAGAAAAGUUGAUUUAAAAUUGAUUGUGAAAAAAAUGGUUCUAUAUUGAUAUUUGCUAUUUAUUAGUUGAUACAGUUAUUUAUUGCAGUAAAUUAUAUAUUUAUCUUAAGUUUUAUUUUUGUAAACCACUCAGGAGACUGGUCGUGCUGCUGCUCUUUUAGUUUUAUAAUUUUAAAUCUUAAAAGAUGUCUACGUGAAAACCAAACCAGAUUUUAUACAAAAAGUUUAAUUUCACCUUAAUUUGUUCAACCAUUAUGACCAACGCUUUGUUUUUUUGUUUUUUUGAAAACACCUCAGGGGGCUGGUGUAUAGCUGCUCUAUUUUUAUUUAUUUUUUUAGAAUUUUGUUUAAAAUGUGUUUAUUGCAUUAAAGAGAAAGGAUGGUGCAA
This is a messenger RNA of Micropterus salmoides (largemouth bass), 2488 nucleotides long. RefSeq names its product E3 SUMO-protein ligase ZBED1-like. The record is from RefSeq and is a predicted model, not a curated record. Lineage: Eukaryota; Metazoa; Chordata; Actinopteri; Centrarchiformes; Centrarchidae. Gene Ontology annotation, molecular function: DNA binding; protein dimerization activity. The transcript is spliced from 2 exons. The coding region runs from base 214 to 1965 and encodes 583 amino acids.